CGCAGCCCCCCGGCCGCCACCGCCCCGCCCCUGCCCCGCCAGCCGCGCGUUAGGACUGCGGAGCCCCGCGGAGCCGGGCGCAGAAGCGGGGCGCGGCGCGGGUGGGGCAGGGGGCGAAGGGCGGGGGUGUCCACGCAGCCGGGGUUGAUGUUUAACCUGGAGCGCCCGUUCACGGAGAGGGGCCACUUCCUCUCCUCCAUGGAGUACCAGCGGCAGCUGGAGGAGGAGGAGGGCUACCCGCCUCCCGGCACCAACGGGACCUUCAACGACAGUGGGACCGGGACGGGCUGGGGCACACCGUACCCCCUGCACACCACCGUAGCCCUCAUCAGCCUGGCGGGCUUGCUCAUGCUCUUCACCGUCUUCGGCAAUGUCCUGGUCAUCAUUGCUGUCUUCACCAGCCGUGCGCUCAAGGCCCCCCAGAACCUCUUCCUGGUCUCCUUAGCCUCCGCUGACAUCCUGGUAGCCACACUGGUCAUCCCCUUCUCCCUGGCAAAUGAGGUGAUGGGAUACUGGUACUUCGGCAAAGUCUGGUGUGAGAUCUACCUGGCCUUGGAUGUGCUGUUCUGCACCUCCUCCAUUGUGCACUUGUGUGCCAUCAGCCUGGACCGUUACUGGUCCAUCACACAAGCCAUCGAGUACAACCUCAAGCGUACCCCGCGCCGCAUCAAGUGCAUCAUCUUCAUUGUCUGGGUCAUCUCGGCCGUCAUCUCCUUCCCACCACUCAUCUCCAUCGAGAAGAAGAGCGGGCAGCAAGCUGACCAAGGGGUGGCCGGGUGCAAGAUCAACGAUGAGAAGUGGUACAUCAUCUCUUCUAGUAUUGGCUCCUUCUUUGCCCCUUGCCUCAUCAUGAUCCUGGUCUACAUGCGCAUCUACCAGAUAGCCAAGCGGCGAACCCGAGUACCGCCGAACAAGCGGGCAGAGCGCCCCGAGAAGAGGCAGAACGGCUUGACUGACAAAGAGGACCUGCCAGCCACAGCUCAGCUCAAUGGGGAGAAGGCAGCAGGGGGUGGUGGUGGGCAGGAGGGAGAGGUCAGUGGCAUCGACAUGGAGGAGACCUCUUCCUCCGAGCAGCAGGAGAACAACCAGUGUAAGAAGUCAGAGAAAACAUCAAGGGGAAAGACCAAGACUAAACUGAGCCAGAUUAAGCCUGGGGACAGUUUGCCCAGGAAGGCGGAGGAGGAGAGGACCACCAAAGGGUCCCGGUGGAGGGGCAGGCAGAACAGGGAAAAGCGCUUCACCUUUGUGCUGGCAGUGGUGAUCGGGGUCUUUGUCAUCUGCUGGUUCCCCUUCUUCUUCACCUACACGCUGACAGCCGUCUGCGAGAGCUGCUCCGUGCCCGACACUCUCUUCAAGUUCUUCUUCUGGUUCGGUUACUGCAACAGCUCCUUGAACCCUGUCAUCUAUACAAUUUUCAACCAUGACUUCAGAAGGGCCUUCAAAAGAAUCCUCUGCAGGAUAGAGAGGAAAAGAGUUGUCUGAAGGACCCUUUGCUGUGGGCAGGACCGAUUCAAGACUUUGUAACAGAGUAAGGGAUGGCCCACUUGGGCUGUGCUUGCAUGGGAUGGUUUCCUUCAGCUCGCGAGCAGGAAGCCUUUAAAACCCAAGGUGAGCCUGUGAAAACUCCGGGCAGCAGCAGCAAGGAGCAGCAGGCAAGUGGAAGCCUGAGCCGUGGCAUUCGGCUUUCUAGGGGAGGAUGUUUUUUGACUUGCUGUGUUUGUUUUGUUAGUUCUUUUUUAAUUUUGCCAGAAUCUCUCAGUUAAUGUUUUCACGACUGCUCAGUUUGAUUCUUUAAAGAUAGGAAACGUGCAGCUCCGUGAGGCGAACAACAAAGGGAAUAUGCCACCCCAGAGGUGCUGGCUUUUUUUAUUUUGCUGUAUCUUUUUUUUCCCCCUUGUAUAUGUAAUUAAUUUUAACCCCUUUGUAAAAUACAGUGUUGUAUCCUUGAAUCUGAAUGUCUUAAAUUUUUGUAAGGCAAGCAGCUUUGAAACUGUGAAUGCUUUAAUUAUCUUUGACACCUUUUAAAAGUCCUUCCCUUCCCACCCCUGAAGCCCCCUCACUCAAAACCACUGAACAACUAGACCCGUUUCCCCUACCUGAUAAUUUGAUGAUAAUACCAAAACUUCCAAUAUCCUGUCAUUUUUAUUUUUAUUUUUUUUUUGGCUAUAAAGCUUAGGAUCACAGAGCUCACCAGACUGGCUGUUUUUGUCGUUAUUUUUUAUAUUGUACCCAAUUCUGUUUAAUUUCUGUGUUGCCUGUGAUACAAUACAGCUGAGGUGGUACCUGCCCUCUCACUAUUUAUUAAAGCAGACUCUGAGGGAGCAGUGGCUUUGCUGUGCAGGAAGGAACAUCCCGGGCAAUGGAGGGACUGGUGAUUUCUUGUGCAACGUGAGACUUGGGACCUGGCCAAGCUCCCCAGGAAUUAAUCUUACUGGAUAUUAUACCACACUGCAGCACCAAAAUGUGUUUGAUGCUAACUUGCUUCCCCCACCUCCAACUGUAAAUAGAUGACAUUUCAAAGCAAAUAGCAGGGCUGCAUAUAUCCUGUUAUCUCAUUUGUAUUGAUUUGUGAUGAUUAAACUCCUGUGGGAUUUCCGCAGAAGAGGAGAGGUUUUGUGCACAGGGGCUGUUCCAUCUUUCUGAAAUAAGGGAGCAGAGUUCCGUUUUUAAUCUGCCGGUCUCAUCAUACUUAGGAAAUAUAAAAACAUCCCUCUCUCAGUCUUAUACAGGGCAAAACUCCAAAAUGGGAAACUUAACUGACAGUUUCUCCAGUAUUUUAUAGUGUAAUUAAGCUGCUUUUUAAAAAAAGAAAAAAAAAAAGAAAUGUGUAAAUACUGUGAUAUUGGUGCAGAAGAGAGAGUUAAUGUUGCUUUUACACUCCUUUCUUGAAAUGUCUUUCAGCUCUUUCUGCUAAAAAAAAAGUAAAUACAAAAAUGGACAGAACAAAUCUAACAUCCUUGUGCCAUGAAGAAAUUUCUGGAGAACAUUAAAAGGAAAACCUUUUGAUUCAUCACAAUAAAUGAGUCUUCAAGCUUUUUAAUGUUGUGAAAAAAGCUUUAUCAAAUGCUGUCAGGUCAUAGAAAUAGUUUGGAGAAAGCAAAGUUUGGGUAAGUCUCAUGUAUAAGAUGAAUUUGCCUUCUCUGGAGUCAUAUGAUGCACAGGGAGAGACUUUAAAAAAAUAACUUUUUACUUUUGGGAAGUGUUUCGUUGAUUUUGCUCUCUCUUUUGACUUUGUAAUUAACUCCAAGGGUCCCCAGAUGCAUCUUGGGACCUGGAGAGCAUUGUUUACAUUCACUUGCAUUUUCAGAAUUGAAUCCUCAUGAGGUGAGGAAAGCAAAUAAACUGUGCUUUACUGUAAAAAAAAAAAAAAAAUCAACAAAAACCACGAGCAGAAGUUGCUAUAAUGGAUGAUUAUUUUUAUUAAAUAAAUGAGCGUUUACAGUUCAAGUGUGAAAACCCUCUGGAUAA
Messenger RNA from Apus apus (common swift), 3468 nucleotides. It is a transcript of the gene ADRA2A, whose product is annotated as adrenoceptor alpha 2A. The coding region runs from base 148 to 1482 and encodes 444 amino acids. Gene Ontology annotation, biological process: adenylate cyclase-activating adrenergic receptor signaling pathway. Gene Ontology annotation, cellular component: membrane. The record is from RefSeq and is a predicted model, not a curated record. NCBI's taxonomy places the organism in Eukaryota, Metazoa, Chordata, Aves, Apodiformes, Apodidae. The transcript has a single exon. Gene Ontology annotation, molecular function: adrenergic receptor activity.